Molecule: messenger RNA, 1118 nt
Organism: Benincasa hispida (wax gourd)
Lineage: Eukaryota; Viridiplantae; Streptophyta; Magnoliopsida; Cucurbitales; Cucurbitaceae
Product: putative 2-oxoglutarate-dependent dioxygenase AOP1
Source: RefSeq, a predicted model, not a curated record
AUGUUUGAUUUUCAAAUCCCAAUUGUGAAGUUUUGUUCAGAGAAUUUGAAGAGUGGAAGGAAGGAAUGGGUUUUAACGAGGGAGAAAGUUCGAGAAGCACUUGAAGAAUAUGGAUGUUUUGUGGCAUUAUACGACACCGUUUCAAUGGAUGUUAGUUCGAACAUGUUUCAUUCCUUGAAACAAUUGUUCGAUGUUCCAUUAGAGAGGAAGAUUCAGAAUGUGUCUGAAAAGCCAUACCAUGGCUACUUUGGUCAAAACCCUCUAAUGCCAAUCCAUGAAAGUAUGGGCAUCGAACAUCCCAUUCUCCCCACCAAUAUCCAUUCCUUCACCAAUCUCAUGUGGCCUUCUCAUGGAAACCGCCCUUUCUGUGAAAACGUGACGUUGUAUGCGAAAUUGGUAUCGGAAUUAGACGAGAGAGUGAAGAGCAUGGUGUUUGAAAGCUAUGGGGUUGGAAAGGUGUUAAAAACCCAUAUGGAAUCCACCAAAUAUCUCAUGAGAAUGAUAAAAUACAGAGUCCCCAAGGAAAAGGAGAUGAAUUUGGGAGCAUUUCCUCAUACAGACAAGAGUUUUCUCACCAUUCUUCACCAAAAUGAAGUAAAUGGUCUGCAAAUCAAAACAAGAGAUAACAAAUGGCUUCAAUACCAUCCUCCUUCUUCUUCUUCAACCUCGUCUUUCAUUGUCAUGGCCGGAGAUGCAUUCUUUGCUUGGAGCAAUGGGAGGAUCUACUCACCACCUCAUAGAGUGUUAGUGAGUGCAAACAAAGAGAGAUAUUCAGUGGGGUUAUUUUCUUUCAACGAUGGGAUUAUUCAAAUUCCUAAAGAAUUGGUGGACGACAAACAUCCUCAGCAGUUUAACCCAUUUGAUCAUCAAGAUUACCUUCGUUUUUACACCACCGAGAGAGGCCAAAAUUCCCCUUGUGCUAUCAAAGCUUACUGUGGGGUUGGAAAUAGCCUUGUUGAUACUGAUUCCCGGAGUACUCUUCUCUUACAUUAAUCAAUAAUAAUGUACGACGUCUAUAUCGACACAUUAUUAUAGUUUGUUUAGAAUGAAGUCAUUCUAAGCUCAUACAUAUAUAUAAAUAUAUAUUCUCAUUUUCAUAAUUUUAGGAUGUAUCUUGA